This is a messenger RNA of Dermochelys coriacea (leatherback sea turtle), 732 nucleotides long. Its product is annotated as GTPase IMAP family member 2-like. Lineage: Eukaryota; Metazoa; Chordata; Testudines; Dermochelyidae. The record is from RefSeq and is a predicted model, not a curated record. Gene Ontology annotation, molecular function: GTP binding.
GCUCCAGCAUUUAGAGAGAUGAAAGGGAGGAAGAGCAAAGGAGAAGACAUAACCUAUGACCCAGAUAUGAGUUCGGAACUCAGAAUCAACCUUGUUGGCAAAACUGGAGCUGGGAAAAGUGCAACGGGAAACUCCAUCCUUGGGGAAAGAAGGUUUGAGUCCGAACUCAGGACAAAGCCAGUAACUGUGACUUGCGAAAUAGGGCAAAGGAGCUGGAAUGGGAGGGAGCUUGUGGUUAUUGAUACACCAGCCAUUUUUGACUGAAAGGUUUGUUGUGCAGAAACAUAUAGAGAGAUUGGUCGCUGUAUCGCACUCUCUGCCCCUGGCCCCCAUGCUCUGCUGCUGGUGACCCAGCUGGGCCAGUGCACUGAAGAAGACAAGGACACAGUGAAGCAAGUCCAGGAGAUUUUUGGACUUGAAGCCAUGAGGCACAUGAUUGCCCUGUUCACCCGGAAAGAAGAUUUAGACGGUAACUCGCUGUGUGACUACAUGAGAAAGAACCAAGAUCUUAACAGGCGGAUUCAGAAGUGUGGGGACUAAUCCUGCGCUUUCAAUAAUGAAGCAGCUGGAGCAGAACAGGUGCAGGUUUCUAAGCUGAUUGAAAUGAUCCAGGGAAUGGUUCAGGGGAACGGCGGCAGAUGUUAUGUCAGUGAGAUCCACUCGGAACCUAGUUUCAUAGUAGCAGUCGUCUUCCCGGGCACCCUCAGUCUAUGCCAGUGCAGCUCUGGAUAA